This is a messenger RNA of Cylindrotheca closterium, 732 nucleotides long. The record is from the annotation of a GenBank genome assembly. NCBI's taxonomy places the organism in Eukaryota, Bacillariophyta, Bacillariophyceae, Bacillariales, Bacillariaceae.
AUGAAGCAAGGAACAAACAAAAACUUGAGGCAUUUCAAGGACGGAUUCUUGAGACAGGCUGAAGUCUUACAAGAUCUAUAUGGCGUUGCCUGGUUCCGACAUUUUGCAGUCAAGACAAAAGCGCAUGCUGCUAUCGCUAGCACCAAUACUGCUGCUAAAGACAAGUUCAAGGAUGAUAUCUUUCAAGCCGCUCUUGCAACAGGAUUUCUGUGCAACUGCCAUCAAACAAGAACAGCUCCUCUGAUGCUGGAUCUUCAGACAAACUAUUGCAGGGAAGUUGCUUAUGAUCCAAAUACGGUCAGCAAAGCACAAAAUAUGUUGAAGAUUCACAUGGAUGUGAUUAAAAAUCGGGGAGUGAACGUAUACCAAGGAAGAGACCAACCAAAUAAAGGUAAAGGUAAAGGUAAAGGUAAAGGUAAAGGUAAAGGUAAAGGUAAAGGUAAAUGGAAACCAAACGAUGGAAAGAAGAAGGCAGCAUGUUAUGUACGUGGCAAUGAAGACUAUAUGUCUCCAAAAUGCCCAGACAGACUGCUUCCAAAGAUCCAAUGGAAGAAUCAGGAUCAAUAUGUCGACUAUGGCUCAAUCUUAAUCAGAUUGGAGCAACUGUCCCAGCUACUGUUCCAGCUAAAGUUCCUGGAGCUUCAGCAUCCACAAGUUGAGCAUCAAGUGUUGCGGGAAGCGUUAACACACCUUCCCAGCAAGUGGAGCAUCAAGGGCUGCAGGAAGCGUUAA